AUGUUAACAGAUAGUCCAUCUUAUAAACGUUCUAAUAAGGAGAACUCUCCAAAAUACUGUUCUAUUAUCAGACAAAGCAAUAUAUCUCAUAAGCUUAUCAAUGAAGUGUUAAAUAGCGGAUCUGAUUAUCUACAGGAUUAAUUGGAAUAGAUUGAUCAUAAAAUAAUCCAAUAUCAAUGUAACAUCAAGUAGAAGAUAACAACUCUACUUGGUGAAUCUACAUGUUCCAUAGAUUAAUAGAUAUAUCAAACUAAACUAUAAGAUUUACGAAUGGAAGAACAAAAGUAUCAUAAAUAAAUAAUUUAGUUAUCAAUAAAUGCAAAGUGAUAUUGAUAAACAAUAAUCUAUACUUUAUGAUUAUUACGAAACUGAAUUCAAUAAACUCAAAUUAUAAUAUGAAUUAGUAACAUAAGAACAUCAAUAAUUUAUUAAAUAGAGAAAUGAAGUUCAUUAAACUUAUAAUUAAACAUUAGAAACUAAAGCAAUUUUAUAAGAAGAUUUGAAUGGAAAACUAUUAUAGAGAGCAGAGUUAGUUGGUUAGAAAGAGGAAUUAGAGGAAUUUGUUGAACAACUUAAAAAUGAGCAUCCUUAACUUACUGAAAUUGUUGAAUCUAUUUAUUAAUGUGAUCAAAAGGCUAAAAAUAUUAAUAAAAAUAUUAAUAAUAUAACAAAUCAGAUUUAAUCAUUAUAUUCUUAAUAAGAUGAGAAAAGAAAAUAAUUAGCUUCAUUUCAUUAAACUACUUUACUAGAAGUGUAAGUACAUUAAUAAACUCAAAAGGUUAAAUCUUUAAGAAAUAAGAUUGUACCCAUCUAAAAAAGUUUAAAUUUACAACAUCCAGAUUCUAUUCUAAAUGAAUUUAUAAAUUAUUAUGGAAAUUCACCAAUUCAUCUAGAGUCAAUAGAAUUUUAAACUAAAUUUUCUACUUUUAUUCAACAAUUUAGAAAUAACCUAUUUAAAUAAGGAAAUUAAGGAAAUAAUUGGGGAAGCAUGAAAGAAUUUGUAUUCUAAUUGGAAUAAUUCAUUUUAGGUUCUUUAUCACAAAGAUUAUUAUAAUAAUAAUUAUCUGUAAUCAAUAUUAACUUAAUUAGGAUUUGAAACAUAGUUUAAAGUAAUAUGGUGAUGAAUUAUUAUUAAGUAAUGAAGUUUGCACUAUUGAUUAUUAAGUAGAAGUUAAAAGACAAUAAAUAAGAGAAUUAGAAGAAGAAAAGUCUUCAGCAUUAUAUAGAAGAGAGAUGUAAUAUAUAUUAUUCAAAAUAGAUUAUAUGAUUAAUUUUAAGAAAGAAUUACUUAAUAAAGUGAAGAGGCUUUUCAAUAAUAUUAGGAUUAAAAUUAAGAAGAACUUAAUAAUAUAUUAACUUAAUUAGGUAAUGCAGAAUAUAAAACAAUACUUGACUAGACAAUGAAAGAGAUUCAAUAAUUAAUGCAAGAUUAAGAAGAAGUAAAAUUUAAUUUAAUUUUAUAAAGGAAUAAUUUAAUAAUACUUAUAAAUUACUAUAAUAGUAUUAUCUCUAAGAUUUAGCUAUUAAAACAAAUAUCCAAAUGGUUGAUUAAGAAAUACUACCUUAAUUAAAGAAUAUUUCGUAAUCUAUUAAUAAUGCAAAGAAAGAAUUUGAAAAAGUUAGUGGAAGUGAAAAACCAUAUAUAGAACGUUAAAAUAAAAUAGAAUAAGAAAUUGAAUAAUUAGAAUAAGAAUUCAAAAAGAAAAUUGAUCAUUUUAAUAAUUAAGAGACAGAAUUAUAGAAAUAUUUGAAUACAAUAAAGUUAGCUAUUGAGAAUACUUAAGAAUAAUUAUUAUCUAAAAAUAAACCUAAUAAAGCAUUGCUUGAAUAAGAAAUAUUACAAUUAAAUAAUAUGUUGACUCAAUUAUAAGAACAAAGAAAAUAACUUGAAAUAUCUUAAUUUAGUAAAUCUCCUCAAAAGACUGAUGCAAGUAGAAGAAGUUCUAAUGGUGGCAUUUUAGCAAUUUCAAAAUCAUUAAAUCAAUUUUCAAAGUAGCGCAAAGAACCAACUCCAAAUAGUUUUAAUAAUAGUGUUGUCAAAGGUAUAACACCUUCAAAAGAAUCAUCAAAUUUAUAUCAUAUUGCUAAAUAUCCAAAGACAAAUUGUAAAUCUUCAUAGGAAUUAAGACUAAAAUCUAAUAUUUCAUUAAAAUCAAUAAAAUGA
Paramecium pentaurelia is the source of this 2164-nucleotide messenger RNA. Lineage: Eukaryota; Ciliophora; Oligohymenophorea; Peniculida; Parameciidae. The record is from the annotation of a GenBank genome assembly.